Schizosaccharomyces octosporus yFS286 is the source of this 1433-nucleotide messenger RNA. RefSeq names its product complexed with Cdc5 protein Cwf21. The coding region runs from base 350 to 1303 and encodes 317 amino acids. The record is from RefSeq and is a predicted model, not a curated record. The transcript has 2 exons. Lineage: Eukaryota; Fungi; Ascomycota; Schizosaccharomycetes; Schizosaccharomycetales; Schizosaccharomycetaceae.
UCUCGUUGUACAUAAAUGUUCAUGUUCAUCAAGUACCAAGAAGGGCCUCAAAGAAAUUCAAGUUAAGUCGGAAUAAAACUAAGAGUGUAAACCAAGGGAAAGAUUAGCGAACGAAGACAAGUUUUUAUUAAUAAUUCAUAAAGAAUAGCUUUGUCAAAGGGAGAACGUUUCCUAGGAAUUAUAUAUCACAAAGAAUUUUGACUCUGUCGUAAAAGGUUGCACUUCAAAAUCCACGUUUUGAAGAACUUGAAGUCUUUGUACUUGCGAAUAAAAAGAAUUGCUUAUAGGAUUCCCUGGUUAAGUUAAGGAAGGAUACACUUGUAUCGAACGAUUUUAGAAGCAGCCUAAAAUGUCAUACAAUGGAAUUGGAUUGCAAACUCCCCGUGGGUCUGGGACAAAUGGCUAUGUGAUGCGUAAUUUAUCCCACGUAAAGCGAUAUAAUGAUACUGGAACCAAAAAGAUGCACGAAUUUGAUGAAAAAUCGUUAACGAAACGAAAAAUCAAUCCAGAAAUUAGUAAACAUGAGCGUCGGCGGCAAAUUGAAUCGAAGGUGUUGUUGUUUCGAGAAGAGUUGCUAGCACAUACGGAGUCCCAACAAGCUCGGUAUCCGGAGGAAGAGGUAAGAGAGAGAGAAAAGACAGAAGAAGAGGAAGAGGGAGAAAAGAGGGAAGAAACGAUCGAGCCAUUAGUACAAGAAUAUCGUGAAAAAUUAUGGAAAGAAGCUGAACAAGAGGACCGGUAUCAUGAGAAAAACAACUUCGAGUCUCUGAUGCACGAUGAGGAUAAGCCUUCAGGUUCACGUAGCCGAGAUGAUUAUUUUGGAAACGAAAGGAAGAAUCAAACUUAUACGGGUAGACUAGAAAGUAGAAGAGAUAUUAGUCCUAUGUCUACAGGAAGAUCUCACAAUCGAAGACAUAGAGAUUCGUACUAUCGUGGAAGAGACCGAUACUCGGAAGACGUGGAAAGGGACUAUGAACAUGAACGAAAUCCUCGUUAUUCAGAGCGCUCAAGAAGGAAGGAAUAUGAUAGCUACUCGUCGUAUCGGCCUCGUCGCCAUGCUCAUUCACGUUCCAUUUCUCGAUCUCCUUCACCAAAAAGCCGAUCAGACACAAGAGAUGAAAGAUAUUAUCGCUCUCGUCGCCAUGCUCAUUCACGUUCCAUUUCUCGAUCUCCUUCACCAAAAAGCCGAUCAUACACAAGAGAUGAAAGAUAUUAUCGUUCUCGUCGUCCUUCAUUUCAUGACCGAGAAAGAUCACCUCCCGAGCGAGGAGAGGUUCAAGAGUCUGACUCUCCUAUUGAAUAGAGUAUAUAAAAAAAGUCAUUAUAUAAGAUUAUUACUUUUCUAGUCCUUGUUCAUCAUGUUUGAUAAGUACUGAAGUAAUUUCUAUAUUGUUAAGGAUUCCCUUUGUUGUAAAUCUUUCUGUAGUGCGCAG